This is a messenger RNA of Cajanus cajan (pigeon pea), 1145 nucleotides long. Its product is annotated as ras-related protein Rab2BV. The record is from RefSeq and is a predicted model, not a curated record. NCBI's taxonomy places the organism in Eukaryota, Viridiplantae, Streptophyta, Magnoliopsida, Fabales, Fabaceae. Gene Ontology annotation, molecular function: GTP binding; GTPase activity.
CGUGUAAUGUAUUCCACACGAAUGGCCGUUCAAAGUGGCUUGUCGUCCGUUUAUUCUGUUUGUGCCAAUUCGUUGUUGGCCUUUCAAAAUGCAUUUUCUUCUCUCUCUUUUUCUUUCUUUCUUUCAACUUUCAACUUUCAACUUUCAACUUUCAAUCCCUGCAUCCAUCCAUCAUCGUCACCCCACUUUGCUUUCACCAUCUUUUUAUGGUCUCGGGUGGUGUCGGGUGUUGGAAUAAUCAUGGCAUACAAAGUGGACCAUGAAUAUGACUAUCUCUUCAAGAUCGUACUCAUUGGGGACUCUGGUGUUGGAAAAUCCAAUAUACUCUCCAGGUUUACAAGAAAUGAGUUCUGCUUGGAGUCUAAGUCUACCAUUGGGGUUGAAUUCGCAACAAGAACAUUACAGGUGGAGGGGAAGACUGUGAAGGCACAAAUAUGGGACACAGCAGGUCAAGAGAGGUACCGAGCAAUCACAAGUGCAUACUACAGAGGAGCAGUAGGUGCCUUGUUGGUGUACGACAUAACCAAGAGGCAAACAUUCGACAAUGUGCAGAGGUGGCUCCGUGAGCUGAGGGACCACGCGGACUCCAACAUUGUUAUCAUGAUGGCUGGAAACAAGUCUGACCUAAACCAUCUUAGAGCAAUUGCUACCGAAGAUGCUCAAACUUUGGCUGAGAAGGAGGCUCUCUCUUUCCUAGAGACUUCGGCAUUGGAGGCCUUCAAUGUCGAGAAAGCUUUCCAAACCAUUUUGUUUGAUAUAUACCAAAUCGUAAGUAAAAAGGCACUCGCUGCUCAGGAGGCAGCUUCCACUACCACUACCCUUCCUCAAGGGACUACCAUUAAUGUCUCUAAUAUGUCAGCUAGUGCCGAGAAGAGAACACCUUGUUGCUCCAAUUAAAUAUGUAACAACUUUUCUCAACCCUUUUUUUUUCUUCUUUUUUUGUGGGCAGAUAUAUGUAUGAUCUCUAGCCUUUAACAAACAAAACUCAAACUGAAUAUAUAUGUCGCAGUUUUAACAAUUUGUAUUUAGCAGUCCUCGCUUUGGAGAAUACUCAUUCUUAAUGUAAGCAUUCGGAUUUUGGACUUUGCUCUUCGAGCAUAGUUGAUUAGUAGUAGUGAUUAAGCAACUCUACUUUUAAUGUUUCA